Molecule: messenger RNA, 2268 nt
Organism: Dentiscutata heterogama
Lineage: Eukaryota; Fungi; Glomeromycota; Glomeromycetes; Diversisporales; Gigasporaceae
Source: the annotation of a GenBank genome assembly
AUGAGACAACUCAUUAGUCUCAUCGUCUUCUUAGUCUUAUCUUUAGUGGUCGGAGAGAAUGGGUUCAUACAUGCUUAUUCUGGAAUAUGGAGUUCUACAGGGCAAAGUUUAACAAGUUAUAAAAGUUUAGAAAAGCGGAUGAAUAAUGUUGUCGGUCAAAGUAAUAGAGAUAUAAUCAAGGCAUCAAUAACAACGUCAUAUGAUGCCCAUCCGACAAUACAUAGAGCAACGUUAAAAAAGGCCUCGACUGGGUCGAGCGCUUCUAAAAGUAAUAUGUUAAUAAAUAUAAAUAAAAAAAUAUCAAGUUCUAAUGCCCCUUCUCCCACGACCACUAAAAGAGCGUUCCCUGAAAAUAAAGUGGACGAUUACGUAAGAGCUCGAGCCGUCUCACCCGAUAUUCCACUACCUAACCUUCAACCUAAUAGUCAAUCUAAUAGUCAAUCUAAUAAUCAACCUAGUAGUCAAUCUAAUACACAAUCUGAUAAUACUCCACAAAAUAACAAUAACCCUGAUACAUCGUCUAAAUCGUCUGAUACAUCACAAACUAACAAUAAACCUAAUACACCAUCUACAUCAUCCGAUACAUCACAAAAUAACAAUCAACCUGAUACAUCAUCUAAAUCGUCCGAUACAUCACAAAGCAACAAUCAACAAUCCAACUCUAAUUCAAAAGAUACUCCAAUUGAUAUUUCACCAACUGAUUCAACUGAUACCUCAAAUGGCAAAAAUUCAGCCCCAUUAAUUGACGAACCAACCGAUCCACCAACUAACGACAAAUCACAAACUGAUAACACAUCAACCAACCAACAAAACUCACAACCUGACAAAUCACAAUCUGAUAACACAUCAACCAACCAACAAAACUCUCAACCUGACAAAUCCUCUCCGAUAGACACCAGCCCUAGUGGGACAUCAGAUUCUAGUUCGCCAUCAGGAAAUAGUAUACCUUUACCAGACAUACCAGUUCCCAGUUCGUCAUCAGAUUCUAAUUCGCAACCUGACCAACCUGUACGUGCUGUCUCUCAAGCAGCAGAUCCAUCAACUCCCAAUGCGACACCAGAUUCUAGUUCGCAAUCAGGAAAUAGUAUUCCUUUACCAAACAUACCAAUUCCAAGUUCGUCAUCAGAUUCUAAUUCGCAACCUGACCAGCCUGUACGUGCUGUCUCUCAAGCAGCAGAUCCAUCAACUCCCAAUGCGACACCUGAUCCUAAUUCGUCAUCACAACCACAAAACACACCAGCUAUUUCUUUACCAGACAUACCGAUUCCCAGUUCGCAACCAGAUCCUAGUGCGCCACCUGAUCAACCUGUACGUGCUGUCUCUCAAGCACCACAACCACAAGACACACAAAAUCAAAAUAUUCCUAUGCCAAGUCUAGCAAUUCCAAAUCAACCGUCACCAGAUCCUAGUACUCCACCUAACCAACCUGUACGUGCUGUCUCUCAGCCAAAUCAAGUUCAAAAUCCUACACCGGCACCAAAUUCUAAUCCUUCAAAUGUUAUUCCACCUCCACUAAAUCCUACACCGGCUCCAAAUGCUAAUCCUAGUGCGGUGGCACCAAAUGCCAAUCCUAGUGCAGCGCCACCAAACUCACCAAAUCCUACUGCGGCACCUGAUUCUCCACAAGCUGCAUUUGCCACACCAAUUGUGACAGUAGUUCCUGUUAAUAGUAAUUCACCAAAUGGUGCUUCACAAACAAUUACUUUAGUACCUACUAGUGAAGUUUUAACUAGUGUAGUUCCGACAGUUGCAACAAUAUUAAAUAGUAAAUCUAGUUAUCAAUUAACAACAUAUAGUGUAACAAAUCUUAUUACAACUAGUUAUUUGGCUCCUAAACCAAUGGGAUCUUAUACUCCAGAAGGUUCUUCAAUAAGUAAACCUUCUAACACAGGUUCAGGCUUAGAUUUUUCAGAUACUAGUCAUAUUAUUGGACCAAUAUUAGGCGCAAUAACAGCUGCUGUGUCAAUAAUGUUUAUUGCAGCUUUAGUUAUUAUUAGGAGAAAAAAGAGUGCCAAAGAAGGACAUUUUAAACUUGAUGAAUUCGAUUAUGAUGAAUUUGAUGUUAAUAACAUGUUACAAUCACCAGAGAUGGCACAUAUGGAUUCUUAUAAUGAUGCAAUUGAUCCAUAUUAUAAUACCAUUGAUAUUGAAAGUACUAGUAGUAGUAAUGGUGGCUCUGGUGCCGUUGGUAUGUUGAUUGAUGUUCCAACUCCGACUACUCCGACUCCAUCUUAUGAUGGAAGAAGCAGAUUCACUGAAAAGUUCUAA